Molecule: messenger RNA, 1248 nt
Organism: Catharus ustulatus (Swainson's thrush)
Lineage: Eukaryota; Metazoa; Chordata; Aves; Passeriformes; Turdidae
Gene: IQCC
Product: IQ motif containing C
Exons: 5
Coding region: 1-897 (298 amino acids)
Molecular function (GO): protein binding
Source: RefSeq, a predicted model, not a curated record
AUGACGUCAACAAACCUCGUGGGUCGCGAUCCGAUGACGUCACCAGACGGCGCCGUUGCCAUGGCGGCCGCGCUGGGCCCGCGGGCCGGGGCUGAGGCCGAGGAGCGGCGGCGGCUCCUCCGCGCCGUGACCCGGCUGCAGGGUGGCACAUCUGGAAAGGCCCAUGAGGGCACAUCUGGCACGGGGGGAUGCUCCAGGCCGGGCUGGGCCGCGCUCGGUGCCGGUGCCGGUGCCGGUUCCGGUUCCAGCGCUGCCCCCGGGCCGUGCCAGGCCUGUGCCAGGGGGUUCCUGCUGCGGAGGCGGCUCCGGGGCCUGCGGGAGGAGUUCGAGGCCGUGGUGCUGGAGAUCGAGGGGGACCUGAGGCACCUGCGCUGGACCGGCCGCGUUCUGCAGCAGCCGCGCUUCGACCCCGAGCCCUCCCCAGUAAAGCCCUUGGCUCCAGGGGAGGCUGUAAAGAAUGAGUCCAUUUCCAAAAAAUCCUUGGAGAAGCUGGAUCCCCCUGGAGCAGAGCGGGCUGGGAGCUUUGGGAAUGUCCCCUCCUCAUCCCCCCUGCCCCCAAAACCCCCAAAAUCCCCAAAUUUGGGGUGUGGUGCUGCUAAAAGCCUGGAAAAGGAGGGAAGAGCCCUGGCAGGGAGUCAGGAGUGGGACAAGGAAUGGGACAGCAACCACCAUGGAGCCAGCCCAGAAAUCCCAGAGGACCUGCAGGGCCUUUCCCACUGGGAGCUGCAAUCCCACAGGAAUCAUCUCAGGAUGGAGCUGCUGUGGAUCCAACAGGCCAUUGCCAGCAGGAAACAGUUCCUGAUGCUAAAACAGAAGCUGGGAAUUCCCAACCACUCUGGAAUUCCUGAGUUCUUGGAUUGGUGUGGAGAAGCUCUGCAGCAGCAGCACCAGCCCUGAUGUUUCUCACUCCAGAAAAACGUGGGAAGAAAAAUCUUUUUGUGGAUAUUUGGUCCAAGCAGGAUCAAACAUCAUCAGCCAGGAGUGUCCUGCAGGGAUCCAUCCCACAAGAUCCCAGUUUUUCUUGGCUGAGCUGGAUGAUCCAAGUGGGAAAUGGAGGAUUUUCACUUCCAGCUGGUGCUUUUGGUGCUGGAAUGGCUGAAGGCAGCAGGACCUGCAGGAAUCAGCUCUUCCCACAGAACUGUGUGGAUUCCACGUGCUUGGGAUGGCUCUGCAAUAUCCAGGAUGUCCACGAGGUGGAUUUUGGGAACACUGAGGUGCUGAGUGGGGAGGAGUUCCUGUGCAGGUGGG